ACUGUGGGCUAACCUAGCGGGCUGAGGCUCAUGGACUGAAGCUCUUCUCUUUCUCUCUCUCUCUUCUCUCCCAACUGUGGUCUGGCAACGACCACGUUUAUUGACGAUUCGACGGCGAAUUUGCUGUUCUUCUGAUUUGGGAUUCCCCUGUAUCAAAUAGCAUCGUCAAUGGCCGACCUUCUACUCAAGAACAAAUGAACUCCUCUUCGGUGUUUCGAAAUGGUAAAAGCCAUCAACCUCUUGCUAUAUAUUGAUCUUCAUAUCCGCUAUCCCCUAUUGGGAUCUCGUAGAUUUCUCAGAUUUUCAUCAAACUCCUACAUUUCUUCCAAAUUUGAAUUACCCACAUCCGUCGUAUGUUUCCCCAACAUAGUAGCUAAUGUUUGUAGUUUAUUGGGUCAGUUACAAUGGCAAACAAAUUCCGAGCUUAAGAAAUUGAGCCGCCAGCUCAAACCUCACGACGUUGCUAAGAUUAUCGAAACCCAUGACAGUUCUGAAUCUGCUUUGCAGUUUUUCUUCUGGGUUUCAAGGAGACCUUUCUACAAACACAACUUGCGCAGCUGCAUUUCUAUGUUAAAUAGGCUUAUCCAUGAUAGGAAUCUUGCUCCUGUUGAUCAUAUUCGAAUUCUGAUGAUAAAAGCUUGUAGAAACGAGGCUGAACUCACUAGGGUUCUCAAUUACUUUACUGAUAUCAAUAGCAAAGGUUUGGGUUAUACUUUGUAUAGUUACAAUACACUCUUGAUUCAAUUGGGUAAGUUUGAAAUGGUUGGAAUUGCUCGUCGCGUCUAUAAUCAAUUCUUAAGCAGUGGAAUUGAACCCAGCUUAUUGACUUUCAAUACUAUGAUCAACAUAUUCUGUAAAGUGGGCAAGGUUAAUGAAGCUAACAUGAUUCUCAGUAAGCUUUAUCAGUAUGGUUUAAAUCCAGAUGGAUUCACAUAUACAUCUUUUAUGCUUGGGCAUUGUAGAGAUCUUAACUUGGAUGCAGCAUUUCAGGUUUAUGAUAAGAUGAUCCGUGAUGGUUUCGAUCCAAAUUUAUUCUCAUAUUCAAUUCUUGUCAAUGGACUUUGUAUUGAAGGGAGGAUCGACGAAGCCCUUUCCAUGAUCAAUGAGAUGAUCGAGAAAAGCAUCGAACCGACAGUUAACGUAUAUACUGUUCCUAUAUCGAAACUUUGUGCUGUUGAACGAAUAAAAGAGGCUGCUGAUCUUGUAACCAGCAUGAAGAGAAGGGGCUGCAAACCGAACGUUCAGACAUAUACAUCGAUGAUUAGCGGUUUAUGUCGAUCCAACAAACUUGAAGUUGCAAUCGGGUUAUACCAUUGGAUGGGGAAGAAUGGGUUGGCUCCAAAUACUGUUACUUACAACGCCAUUAUAAACGAAUUGAUCGAAAGAGGAAAGCUCGAUGUCGCUCUUUGGGUUUUCGGUUGGAUGGAACGACAUGGCGGUUUGACGAAUACCGAAACUUAUAAUGAAAUCAUUAAGGGUUUAUGCGGAAACGAAUUGCACUCGGCCAUGCUUCUUUUUAAUAGCAUGUUGAAUGCAGGACCGUCUCCUAAUGUAGUUACCUACAACACCCUCAUCAACGGAUACCUGAAAAAAUUCAAUCUUGAUAACGCAUUGAGAUUAUUUGAUUUGAUGAAAUCAAAAUCGAAAUCCAACCGAUGCGAGCCCGAUUUGUGUACUUACACCGAUCUCAUUUCCGGGCUUUGUAAAGGCGGUAAGUACGAUGUAGCUACUGAUCUUUUCGAUGAAAUGAAGGAACGGGGUUUGAAACCGAACAAAUUCACUUACACUGCUCUGAUCGACGGACAUUGCAAAGAAGGGAAAGUAAACGUGGCUAUUUUGUUGUUUGAUCGAAUGGAAGCCGAAGGUUUCGUUUCCGAAAUUGAAACAUACAACGCAUUGAUCAACGGUUUAGCUAGAGUCGACAGGUUUUCCGAAGCGGAGAAGCUAUGUAAUAAGAUGGUUGAGAAAGGUAUGCUUCCAAACGUCGUUACUUACACAAGUCUAAUUGACGGCCUUCGUAGGAACGACGGGACCCAUCUCGCGUACAAGAUUUUUCGCGAAAUGGGUACGAAAAAUUGCUCGCCAAAUUUAUACACUUAUAGUUCUCUUAUUCACGGGUUAUGUCAAGAAGGAAAACCGGAAGAGGCCGAGGAAUUACUCGAAGAAAUGAUCCUUACAGGAAAAGGGUUGACUCCUGAUGAGGUGGCGUUCACUUCAUUGAUAGAUGGUUAUGUGGUGUUGGGUAGGCUCGAUCGAGCUAUUUCCCUACUCGGUAGGAUGAAUGAUAUGGGUAUUGAACCGAAUUAUCGCACGUUUAUGGCAGUUAUGAAAGGACAAACGGAUGUGAGUUACGAAACGUUAUCAACCACUCUGUUGGCCAAAAUAUCUGCUAGUAUUCGCACUUACAAAACUUUGAUUGUCGGGUUGUGUAGAGAAAACAAAGUUUAUGAUGCGGAAAUGUUGGUUAAACAAAUGGAAGAGAAAGGGUUUAGUUUCGAUGAAGAGAUUUGUGAUGCAUUAAUAGGUGCUUAUUGUAGGAGUUUUAAGGUUGAUCAUGCUUUGGAAAUAUACAGUUUGAUGGUUGUUAAGGGGAUUGAAGUUCAUUUAUCUGUAUACAGAAAGAUUAUUAGUGCUCUUUGUAGAGUAAGACGAAUGGAAGAAGCUGAGAAUUUGUUUGAGAAUUUGCUCGAGAAAGAAUGGAACUUUGAUGAGGUGGUUUGGACGGUUUUGAUGGAUGGUUUGCUUAAAGAGGGUGAAGUAAAUGUUUGCAUGAAAUUUCUUCAUAUUAUGGAAUCGAAGAACUGCAGUGUUAGUCGUCACACUUAUGUACUCUUUGCGAGAGAGCUUUCGAGGGUUGAUAAGUUGGUCGAUACAACUAGACUGACUGAGAAAUUGCAGGCUACUAUUGCAUCAAGUUGAUGUUUUUUAUACGCUAUUCGGGGGCUUGUUGCUGUUGUUGCUGUUGUACACGAGCAUGCCAAUGCAAGUUCGCUCGGAUGGUAA
This is a messenger RNA of Impatiens glandulifera, 3003 nucleotides long. RefSeq names its product pentatricopeptide repeat-containing protein At5g65560-like. Gene Ontology annotation, molecular function: protein binding. The transcript has a single exon. The record is from RefSeq and is a predicted model, not a curated record. Bases 220 to 2919 code for a protein of 899 amino acids. NCBI's taxonomy places the organism in Eukaryota, Viridiplantae, Streptophyta, Magnoliopsida, Ericales, Balsaminaceae.